AUGGCGGAUGACGAAACCAUUCUAUCCGUUUUCGCUUCUGAUUUUCCAGCUUCGUGGAGGAAUAAUGAAGACUUUAAACGUUAUGUAGCUCAGAUGAGUUCCUGUUCUAUCGACAUUCUAGCUACCGAACCUGAACGCCUAAAAGAAGAAGAAGAAUUAAUUGGUCGUCAAACUCAAGAUUUAGCUUUCAACAAUUAUAAAACUUUUAUUAAAACGGCGGAGUGCACUAAUAGAGUCUUUCAAGAGUUUCUGCAGGUAGAGCAGCACGUCAACCUACUAAUCAAGUCGAUACCAGUUUUAAAAGAAAGUUGCCAUGAUUUUGUUAACGCAGCGCAGUCGAUUAACUUAAGCCGAAAGCAAAAUUCUGCCAUUUUGUCACGGCAUACGCAAUUACUGGAAAUUUUAGAAGUUCCACAGCUAAUGGAUACAUCGGUCAGAAAUUGCUAUUACGAGGAAGCUUUAGAAUUGAUCGAAUAUGUUAAAAGACUAGAAAAGAAGCUAUCUUCUAUUCCAGUUAUCAUGAACAUAGUAGAAGAUGUCAGAGCUUCAACUCAGUUAAUGUUGAAUCAAUUGUUACAACAACUUCAUGAUGAUUUACAACUACCGGCAUGCUUAAAAGUUAUAGGAUAUAUCCGUAGAUUAAAUGUUUUUACCGAACCUGAAUUAAGAAUUAAAUUCCUCCAAGCUAGAGAUACUUGGUUCAGGAAAAUUUUAGAUAAUAUUCCUGAUGAUGAACCUUACUAUCAUAUAAGCAAGACAAUCGAAGUUAGUCGGGUCCAUCUCUUUGACAUUAUCACCCAAUACAGAGCUGUCUUUCCUGACGAUGAUCCGCUGUUGUCAACUGGAUCUGGCAACCAAGCUAACAAAACUAAACCUGUUGCUAUUUUUUAUUGCUGGCUUAUUCAAAAAGUAAAAGAUUUUCUAUCCACAUUGGAUUGCGACUUGUCACGAGGUGUUGGUGGUCGCUUAGAUUCAUUGCUAGGCCAGUGUAUGUAUUUUGGACUAUCUUUUAGUCGUGUUGGAGCGGAUUUUAGAAAUUUGUUAGCACCACUUUUUCAGCGGACAGUAAUGAAAGGCUUUUCGCGAACGGUCGAAGAUGCUACAACUCAGUUUCAAGAUAGUUUAAAGUCUUACAAACUCGUUAGGCCGUCUACUGUUGUUGCUAGUAUGGUUUCUAAAUAUGAAAUUUCGAAACGUAAAGAAUCGGAUUUAUCACCCCCUAUGAUUCUUCUAGAGUUUGAUCCGUUAGCAGGAUACACAAACUCUGUCUUGGCUGCUUUCAACGAAAUUAGAUUAUGCGCUCCGGUAGCCAUUGCCCCAGCAGUAGCGAAAAAAUUGCAGGGGUCACUCGUUACUUGUGCAAUUACGAUAUGUGACUAUUAUAGGUUGGAAUCCACUACGUUAAAUCAAGAUGAAUUUAACCUCCUCACUCGGUUUUGUGAUCUUUACGCUAAUACAUUGGUUCCUUAUUUAGCUCGAUGUUUGAGCGCUUUAUUUUCUACAACAUCAAUUAAUUCAUUACUGGGUCAAACUGUGGCUCAACAGGAAGGAUCAGUAACGAAUGGUAGUGGAAGAAUUGAUGUUGAUGAAAUAUUCAAUGUAUUAAAACCAUUCCUGCCUCAAAAACCUCCCGUCACUGUUUAUCGUAAUAGUAGUCUAGAAAAUAUAACGAAAAAAGACUCAGUUGAUACAGAAUCCAAUGCAGUAAAAUCUUCAGAAUCACAUGCAGAAUCAGAUACAGUAAAGGUAUCAGAAUCGCCUAGAGAGGAUGUUGAUGAUAUUGCCACAACAUCGGAUGCUAGUGAGGAACACACACAUUCAGAUUAA
Messenger RNA from Trichoplax adhaerens, 1827 nucleotides. RefSeq lists its product as uncharacterized. The record is from RefSeq and is a predicted model, not a curated record. The transcript is spliced from 13 exons. Gene Ontology annotation, biological process: intra-Golgi vesicle-mediated transport. NCBI's taxonomy places the organism in Eukaryota, Metazoa, Placozoa, Uniplacotomia, Trichoplacea, Trichoplacidae. Gene Ontology annotation, cellular component: COG complex. Bases 1 to 1827 code for a protein of 608 amino acids.